CGGCGGGGCGGGGCGGGGGCUCCGCCGGGCUUUCUAGGACGCCGGCGCCCCGCACACCCACCAUGGAUCUGCUGCUGUUGGUGAACACGAGCCUGGGCUCCCCCAACGAGUCCCUGGCGCUGCCCCCCGCCUCGCCGUCCUCCUCGGCCCUCCUGCAGCCGCCCUCCCCCUACUCGCCGGCGGCCGUGGCCGGCCUGGCGGCGGUGGUGGGCUUCCUCAUCGUCUUCACCAUCGUGGGCAACGUGCUGGUAGUGAUAGCUGUGCUCACCAGCCGGGCGCUGAGAGCCCCCCAGAACCUCUUCCUGGUGUCCCUGGCCAGCGCGGACAUCCUGGUGGCUACCCUGGUCAUGCCUUUCUCCUUAGCCAACGAGCUUAUGAAUUACUGGUACUUCGGCAAGGCUUGGUGUAACAUUUACCUGGCGCUGGACGUGCUGUUCUGUACCUCGUCCAUCGUCCACCUGUGCGCCAUCAGCCUCGACAGGUAUUGGUCGGUCACACAGGCGGUGGAGUACAACCUCAAACGGACACCGCGGCGGAUCAAGGCCAUCAUCCUCACCGUGUGGCUCAUUUCAGCCAUCAUCUCCUUCCCGCCAUUGAUCUCCGUGUACCGGGACCCUGAAGGAGAUGUCUUUCCCCAGUGCAAGCUCAAUGACGAGACAUGGUACAUCCUUUCUUCUUGCAUCGGCUCUUUCUUUGCCCCCUGCCUCAUCAUGGUGUUGGUCUAUAUCCGCAUCUACCGCGUGGCCAAGCUAAGGACCAGGACCCUCUCUGAGAAGCGAACGAUGCCAGAGGGGUCCUCCCAGACUGAGAACGGCUUGAGCCGCGCUGCCGGCGGCUGCACGUCCCUGAGAAUGCAGCUGGGAGAGAACGGACAUUAUUCGGCGCACCACUGGCGCAAAGCCUCUGAGCUGGAGGACAUUGAGCUGGAGGAGAGCAGCACCUCAGAGAGCAGGCGGAGGCGGAGCCGGGAGGAGCGUCGCCGCAAAAGCAAGAGCCAGUCCUUCUCCUACUCGUACUCCUCCAAGCACUCCAGUGGCCGCCUGUCCCGUGCGAGCAAUCGCUCCAUGCAGUUCUUCUCCUACCGCCGCCGCCGGAAGCGUAGCAGCAUCUGCCGUAAGAAAGUUGCCCAGGCCCGGGAGAAACGCUUCACUUUUGUGCUGGCUGUGGUCAUGGGGGUCUUUGUAGUUUGCUGGUUCCCUUUUUUCUUCAGCUACAGCCUCUAUGGUAUUUGCCGGGAGGCAUGCGAGGUCCCCGAGACUCUCUUCAAGUUCUUCUUCUGGAUUGGGUAUUGCAAUAGCUCCCUCAACCCAGUCAUCUACACCAUCUUCAACCAGGACUUCCGCAGGUCCUUUAAACACAUUCUUUUUAAGAAGAAGAAGAAGAACUUCCGGCAUUGAGCUGGAGGGAUGGAUUUGCCUCGAGCAGGAGUAGAGUUAACAGAGAAGGCUCAAUGCUGGAAAAGAAGGGAGGGGAGAGAACGUGGGGCUUGGGCUUAGGGAGCGGGAAGAGGGCUCGCCCCCUUGGUGGAGCAGGGGGAUGCUCUGGGGGACAGGGAUGGUGGCAGGGGAGGCUGAGGGCACUCACCACGGUACAGAAUGGUGACAUGGAGCUGGGGAGCAGUGCUGGAGUGUGAAGGGGUGAAGGGGGAGGGAGUGACUGUGUUUGAACCCUAACAGAGGAUAUGGGGAGCCCACAGAGCAGAGUAGGCUGAGACACUGAGUUUGGGAGGCAGUGAGCUUUCAUGGGCUCUGGAAUUUUGUGGGGAAACAAAAGGAGACAUCAGAAGGAGAGGGUUAAGUGGCAGUGGUGGUGGAGAUUUGAGUAUGUUAUAAAUAGGGCAGCUGGGGCCUAUGGUGGGUUUGUCCCAGUAAGAAAUUGGCUUUUACUGCUUGUGUGGGCAAGGAGAGUGCAAAGUACCAGGCACUGACAGUGUUUUGAGUUAUGAAAGGAUUUAAAUGUUUGCCAAAAAACCCUAAAGAACAAUCCAAACUCUUUUCUAAAUAAACCUUUGUACUGUUAAAACCUUCUGAAUCAUGAUUUUGCUCAAGGGAUGAAGUCAAACAAAGCAAGGGGUUUUCUUUUCCUUUGGAGGGGUCUUUGCCUAUAGAUCUGGAUGGGAAAUAUUUUUCCUAUCUUCCUAUAGUUUUUGGUUAGUCAGUGAGACAAAUCCAGGAGUCUUUCAUUUUUUCAUUAAAUAUGAAAAAGGACACAUAUACCCCAUGACCUCAUUUCCUCCUGCUGGAUCACCAGGCAGUAAAUUCCUGCUCCAUCCUUCUCAGAUCAGUGACCUAAGGACCUUACUGUCCUGGAGCAGAUAGUAAAAGAAAAAAAAUUUCUGGUGAGCUUGCCUAACAUUUUUUGAGAUAAAAUAAAAAAAAAAAAAAUCAAGUUUUCACUUCUAUGUGCCCAGGGGAACUUUUCCUCCCCUUUUUUUUAGUCUCCCUUCAAAGGCUAAUCUCAGGGCUGGAUGCGUGCUCCUCAUUCUCAGGCAGGCAGUUGAAGGCAUUCUGAUGUGCAGGUUUUCAGAGGAAGAGCAAUUGCCCCACUACUAAGGUCUUUAAAUCCUUCAUAUUUGGAGUCUUAGAGCAACUAAAUCCUUGCUAUUUAUUUUUUAAUGAGAAGCAUACAUUGCAGAUUGUCAGUGGUGUAUGUGAACAAAUCUCAAAAGGAGGUGCAGCCGUUCCAAACCUUUGGUGUUAAUGUUGCUUGCUUUCCCUUCUUCUGUUUGCAUUUCUAGUUUAUGAUUUUAGAGGAUUUUCUUGGGAGGAGAGGCAGAAGAGGGGAGAAUAGUUUGAAAAGUUAUUAAAGCAAACUAUAUAUCCCAUGGGUUUAUAAAAUGUCAUAAACUGCAAUGAAGAAAAUGAGAGACAGGGACUGGUGUCUGCAUUCAUCACUGAAUGCAUAUCAAAUGUAAGAAUGAGCUGAGCAUUUACAUCCCUUCUUCAACUGUGCAAGGUGUGUAUUCUGUACAUGGAGCAAAUACUCCUCCUUUCUGUUUAUCACUCCUUCCAUAGGCAGCAGGAUUUGGCAUCUGCCUCAAAUGCACCUUUCCACAGCAAACAGGUCUUGGAGGAAAAAAAGAGUGAAAUCUAAUGCCAUAUAAGACUUCUUAAAACAGCUGAAUAGAAUAUAUUGAGGAAUCAUCAGAUAUCCCCCUCCUUACUCCCUCUGUUCUGUCUGAAAGGUGUCUGUAGCCUCUUCUUGUGAAUUCUCUGUAGCAUAAGGAAAAAAGAGCAGUCACUUGGUUUCAUUAGUUUUUCAUAAUAAGCAUUUGGUUCACUUAACCCUGGCAAAGGAGAUUGUCAGUGGCUGAGGUUCUGGUUGUUCCUUCAAUAGACUGUUUAACUCAAAUUCAAGUGGGAGUUCUGCUGAGGUAGAGAUUAGAUGAUUGCAUCAAAUGCAUUAGAAGUUUGCUGGAUUUCGCUAAGUAAACAACUGAGAUAUUUUCAAAGUCCUAAAUCUGUAACUUAUUGGAUGCUUUCUUGAAAUAAGGCUCAGAGUAUGAAAAGAUUUGAGCUUUGUUUAAAUAACAAACGGUUUGGUACAAAUGCAUACCUGAGACAGAUAAAGGAGAAAUAAAAAUAGCAACUGAGAGGACAAAAUUACAAGCCAUUUCUCUUUUGCAAAAUGGAGAGUUCUUGUUAAAGUUAAGUCAAAAAGAGCUGAAACUAGCUCUUAUUAUUUCUAGGUAACAAUGUAGCUAAAAAGUUCAGGUUUGUUUACUCUGAAUAAACUAUAUAACCACCAGAGCAACCAGAGCAACAUAUGGUACCUGGCUACUACCUCUGAGCUCCUGGACAGCUUCAUUAGAGGUGCCCAUUCCUGCCAAAUCAAGGUCUGCUUCUCUCACUUAGUGCUCCCUUAGAGGGGUUUCCCAGUCUGCAGACUCACAGUGGUUUGUUUCACGGUUGCACUGCUUUUGAAAUGAGCUCUGUGGCCUGCAAACACAGUCCUUCCCCCUCUGUUUUCCUGGUAGAAUUCAAGUAGUCUAUGGAAAUGAAAUUCUGACAGAUUUUAGUGGGCAUAAAAUAUAUAUGAAAUGACUGAUGUGCCUUAAAAGUAAGUUCUUUGCAGUAAAAAUAUUCUGUGGUCAUUAUAAACAUUAAAGAAAUAAUGCUUCUAUUUUUUUUUCACUUCCAAAUGUUUUAAAGGGAUUGAUGCAGAUACUGAAUAUCUAUAAGCAGCAACAUAGUUAAAACCAGGGUAUUUCUAUGCUUUUCAUUUUUCUCGUCACAGUUACUCACCUGAUUCAAUGUCUCAAGAGGGUCUUAUUUCUUCUGAGCUAAACAAAAAGUAAUAUUCAUUAAUAAAGAUGUGCAGUUUGCACCCCUUUUAAGUGCAUUUCCCUCUAAAUUAGUCAAUACAGACGAUUUCUAUAAAAAUUGUUUUUAAUGUAACUACUGAAUAUGCUUCAAGUAAAAUGGGGCUGAUUUACUUUUUUUAAAUACAGUGGUCUCUUAUUACUUGUAAUAGCUGAAGACUGGAAUUUGUAACAUAUUGUGUGGUGUUAACUUUCCAUAAAAAGUUUUCAGCUCUGCUACUCACACUGUGGUUGUGCUUCUACUGUAAGCUGGCUAAUAGUGUCUACAGGAGAAAAAUAGUCUAUGCAGCUUUUGCUUAAGAAAAAGGGAGAAGAUAUAUGAAAAAUGUGUUGAGUUGUUUCUUUGAUCAGAUAUGAUAAACUGGUUGAAACAUCACUCUCUACUGUUGUGGAAGAAUGAAAUAUUGCUACUAAGCCAUAUCGAUUUUAACAAGUUCUUGAUCUUUAACUCUUCAUUUGCUCAUUUCACCAUGAAGAAACAUUUCUGUCAUUCUUAAGUGAGAUGUUGAUGUUUCAUUUUCAAUUUUCUGAGUGGUGCUGUUGUUGGCUGGGUAUUGAAAUAUCGAACAGUGUAACUUAGCUGGGAUGGGAACUCAGUGCUGCUGUCCCUCAGCCACCCCUGUGGGAGUUUUGCGUGAGAGAGAAAUGCAGAAUUAGCCUCUUCAGGGCUUGAGGCAGAUGGAAGAGGCCUUAUAAAUAGGAGAUUUGACAGGAUCACAACUUUAAAUCAUUGUCUGAAAUAAGAAUCAGGCCCUUGUUGUUGUUCUGUGCCAUCUCUGUUCACAAGAGUCAUGUUGCUGCGAGAGCACUGGUGGUUUCUGACAAGCAGGUCUGAGAUGAAAGUCUACAUGCAGCUUUGCGCACAUUGGCCUGUAUCAUUCUUUGUGAGUAAUCCCAGAAAACUUGAGUGGAAUUUACCUGUGAGUCAGGAAGAUACUCACAGUGGGCAGUGACUUUAGGAACUUCCUCAAACGUUGGCUCCUUUUUAGUAAACAUGACAGAGGAAUUUAAGCAAGCGCUGUGCGUAAAUGUAGGAGAACAGAAGGAAUGCAAUCCUCUCUGCUUAACUCUUGACUACUGUUCAAACCCAUAGAAGAUGUGGAUGAGGGGUUUUUUGACUGUAUAUUUUUAGUAUGAGCUGUGUGAAGAACAUUUGUGAUUACAUCUGUUUUCUGAGAAGAAAGCUGUUGGUCUGUGAGGGUUGGUAUUGGCUAGAAUAGCAUCUGAGAAUUGUAAGGAUUUUGCAGGAACUGUUGGUAAUGAAAUCUAUUUCAGUAGAGGGUUCUGACCCUAAACUAUGACUGCUCUCUAGAAGGAGAGAAUAUCUACAAGCUGUGCAAAAGGAAGACCAGACGCUGUCUGUGAGUUUGUUUUUAUGGUUGCUCAUUUCGACCUUGUUGGUGAGCAGAAAGCAACUAGAUGCUUCAGAGAAAAAGCUCUAAUUUGGAGGGGGAGCAGUGCAUGAGGAAAUGGCUACCCACAACACUGAGGGAAUUCAUAUUUGCAUGCCUUCUUUCUACUGUGGUGAGGUAAAGUAGAGGAAGCUGCCUUCUUCAUUGCACAAUAUGCAAUGAAAAAAGCUGCCUUUUUCAUAACACAAUGUUUAUUUGUGUUCCAGAUCUGUGGGUCACCUGGGCCACACAAAAGAUGUCACAGGAGAAAGCAGAAAGAGGAUUGCUCACUUCAGUGUUCAACACCAAGCUUAAAUUCGUCCUUUGUCCUUGAAAUUAAGCCAAAAACACAGUUUGGCACUUGGGCCCAAAGGCUAUGUAGCAUCAAUAAUGGUACACUGAAUAUAGUCUAGUUUUAGCAAAAAGCAUCAGUUCAUAUUAUACACCCUGCACAUCUCUGUUCCAGGGCAGAAGUAGGAGAGUCUGACACUUAAGUCAUGUGAGAAAGGAAUAAUCAGCACUUUGAAGAGUCACAGGUGUAUUGAAAAUAUACCUAGAUCCAAUUCUGAUAACAGAGCUGGCUUUAGUUUUGUGUUUUGUGGGUCCCAAUCACUUUGAGCUCAUAAGAAAGAACUGGGGAGGUAGAAAACAAGGAAAUAGUAGAAAUGCUUCUUCUCAAGGAAGCAGAAAGUGGCAAAUUGCUCAGGGUCAUGUUCAGAUGUUUAUGGCAGCCCCACUCCAGUGGGGUUGGGAACAGUUACUGGGUUUUGUGGGAAAGGCUGAGGUGUCUUCCACUCACAGUGACUACCACACUUGAUCUGAGCUGAGGAAAUAUCUACAGCUGGUACAUUGCCUAGGUUUGAAGUGGCAGCCCUUAGAGUGCAGCAGAAGAUGUUUUAAGUAGUUUAUCUCUCCUCUGGCACAUGUUCUUCACUAUCCCAAACAUUUUUUAAUUCAAUUGCACAAGAGUAGAUAGGGUAGAGAAAGAUUGUCAAUCUUACAAAAAAAAAAAAAGGACAAAGAGGGUUGGAAAACAGUAGGUAAUAAAACCCUGUGUCUUAGUCCUGACAUAACACCUUACCAUAAUACCAAUCUUUUUUCCCCCACUCCCCUUUUCUUUUGGAAAACAGAAAUUCAUGCAAAACUGCAGAAGCUUAUUUUAAAUAGGCUAUACCAAUGAUACUGUUUACACUAGAAAAAAGAGCUUUUCUGUCAGUAAGUAGCCUUCUGUUGUAAAGCGAUUUUCUUUGCUACACUUGUCUGAAAAAUCUAAUGAAAGGUAGAUCAGCACUUAAUUCAAUUUGUCUAUAUGUACCUCUCUUAACAAAAAUGCUUUAUUAAUGGUCCUGAAUGUAAAGGACACAAAUGAAAUGUAGCUGCCUGCUACAUCAAAAUCAAUUAGUUGUGUUUCAGCAUUUUUGUGAACAGCAGUCAUUCAUUUUGCAUGAUGCUCUUUCCUGAUAGCUCUCUGCUGACAGAGAAAGCUGUUCACCCUGUUGACAACAGGAAUAAAAUGAGGGUUCAUAUUUGCCUCCAUUAGCUCUGUUAAGUGUCCUCUAAUACACUAAAAAGCAGGCUGCUAGAGAUAGGUCUUCUGGUGUGAUGUCUAGAAAGUGACAUGGAUCAGAGAAUUAAUAACCCGACAGGUUCCAAGAUGUACAGCACCCUUAAUUGAGAGGCUCACCCCAGGCUGCAGGGACAUGCUUCACUUGGUUUUGUUCUCUAUGCCUUUGACCCAACAUUGCAAAUUAUUUGCUCAGUAGUGGAACAUUUUCAGCACACCAUCCCUUUCAACCUCAUCUGCUGGAGUAAGAAAUUAAUACUGAGGUCUCCCACUUCUUCACUGAGUGCUUUGGCCAAUAGACUAUUUAUAUAGGUGAUGCAGCUAAAAUGCCUUUCCUUUUGGUACAUAAAUGUUUUAUUUGAUCGAGCUUUUUAUCUUUCAGUAGACUAACACUUGUUCCACAAGGACAUUCUCUAUCUGGAAAGCAAACACAUGUCAAAUACUUGGAGGAAUAUUAGAAAUCCUGAAAAACCCCAGCCACUCCAGGUAAAUUUUAAAAGAAAACACCACAGCUGAACUAAGAAAAAGGCUUAAUCUUGUCUCUGGUGGGGCUGCCCUAUCUGAACCCCCCUACUACUCUGGUGUGCCUCUGACCACAUUUGGUGCAGUGUGUGGAGCUGUUCUGUUGGCCCCCUGCAGCUGUACUGAGAGGAGCAAUUUCAAGUGUCCAGCAAAGAUUAGAGAAGUUAAACACAUGCUUAUUGAAUCAUUUCACAUUAUAGCAGACACUCUCACUUUGGCUUUCUGUUCCCUUUUUGCACUCUUUAAAUUAGCCCUUGCUUCCAAUGUGACUGCCACGCACAGCCCUUGCUUGCAGUACCUUACAUCCAAUGCCUCAUGCCUGACCUACAAGGGGCUGAUGACACCCUCCUCCUCCUCUCAGCUGUGCUGGAAGGGCUCUCCAGAAGACUCUCCAUGAGUCUGUGCUGUAUUUGAGUACCUGGAGGAGCAGGAGUUACUGCAAGUUCUUGACUGAUUCCAAGCCACACUGUUUUAUCACUGGUAAAUGCUUGUGUGCAGAGAUUCAAAGUGUCUAUAAAUGUGCAUUCCCUGAGGUUGGCACUGAUUUGUUUACAUCAGCAGCAAUUUCUGUAGGUAAUUAAAGGGAGAGUUUUAGUCAAUCCAUCAGAUACUACUUUGGAUAUGCCACAUGGAACAUCAGAGAAACAUGAUGUGUUGUUUCAACAACACAAUUAGCAAUAGAAGUGAUUAAAGAUUCCUGGAUGGCAUGUUUUUUCUGUAAAAAAAAAAGAAUGCAGCUCAAUGAAAUCUGAUUGUUCUUUAAAGAAUGUGUCUGUUUUACCCAGUGAAUAAUGGAAUCCAGGAGACCUUAAUCAGCUUCUGGGGGCCCAAGUGCUGCCUGGCCUGGCUGCUGGGUGAGGUGCCAGAGAGCCGAGACUUGCAGGCUCCUGGGCUUAUGGACACUCAGCUGAGCUCCAUUAUCACAGCAUCUAAAUGCUUCAGAACUUCUCUUAUACUUAGUCUGUCAAUGCCUUGAUGCAUUAAGGAGUGACUGCUUUUUUUCCUGAUGAGGAACUAAAAGAUUAAUGGGAGUUAGGUAGGUAGAUCAUAAAAACCUUCUGAUUUUUGUGGAUCUUUCCAGUUGCAAGCCCAUUAUUGAUUGUCAGGCCCUUGCUAAGCUCCAAAGUGUACAGUCUCACCUGUGCUUUAAAGUUCUGCUUCUUCUCCCUCUGUGAUUGCCAUAGGCCCACAGAACUUGCACACAAAUCCCACCAGGUUACCCAAACUCAAUGUGCCUCUCCUUUGCUUGUCCCCACUGGCAGGGAGCUCAUGCAGUUUGGAUAUUGCAGAAUAAGGAAAAAGGAAUGUACUACCUCCACUUUGUGGGGGCACAAUGAUAUUGCUGCCAUUUCUUUAAGGUCUGUGGUGUUUUAGUCACCAGUGUGCUGGAAUCACACUGCCAUUUCUGGGUGCCUACUUUUACUGUGUGUUGAACAAGUUCCCUCAGGGUAUAAUUGACCUAUGUCUUAUACCCCAAGGGAGUGGACUUUUUAUCUACUCCUGGCAAAGUACAGAAGUCACAAAUACUACCUAAAAAAUAAAAUUACCAAAGAUCCCCCCAAAACUAGUCCAUUGAUACAGCCAAUCUCACUUAUGGGUCAAGGCUCAAACUCAUGUAAAUUUAAAAAUAAAGAAAAAAUUAUAAGCCCAGGGAUCUUACAUAUCUCCCAUUUCUUUUAGUGCAGAUCUCUCAGGAUACAAUCUGGAUCACUAGAUUCUACUUUUCUCAGACUUUGAAGGUCACCUCCCUUGAGGUCACUGAACCUAUGUCUUCAGUAAUGCAGAAAUUUCCUGGAAACUCCAAUGAAUGUUUGAGAGUCAAGAAAUAACAAACAUGAUUCCAACACUAGGCAGGAUGAACUCCCUCUCUGGAAGUGUUGUUGGGAAUGAACAUUCAGGGCUGGGCUAUGUAUAUUUCUCAGGCAAAAUUAUGACUAUAGAGGGAUCUUGAGUUCCAGGUGAAUGUUUUGUACAGAGGAGGCUUCCUGACAGUAUUCACCACCUUCAGAGGUGUCAGUCAAUGUCUGUCAAACUCAUGCUUGUCAUAAUAAGGAAUGGGCUUGUCCCCAGAUAUGUUUUUAAAGGGGGGGGAAAAAAAGAGGUAAAAGUAAUUCUCUAAAAAUGUAAUCAUGCAUAGAAAAUAUGAAAGGAAAAGGAACGUGUCUGCUGCUGAAGACUUCAGCAGCAAUUCAUUCUUACCUUAUUCUGCCAUAUCCAGCUAGGGAUAACUGAUGGUCACAUAGGUUGAGGCUGCCCUUGGGUUACAAUGCUUUCAAAAAGUGUCAUAACAUUUUGUGUGUUAAAUAGAUUUCUGCUGUGGUAACAGUUACUAUUAAUUAAUAACAGAAAUUGUGCUCUUUUUUUCUCCUUCCAAGGAGAAACAAACAGAAGGUAUUUUACAGGACUACAAAAAUAGCUAUUCCUUUUCUACUUUGGUAAGGCAAGAAAAAAAAAAGGAAAUAAAAGAAAGAAAAGAAAGUAGGAACAAACAUAUUAAAUAGGCAUUAGGAAUUAGGAAUUUAGGAUGCAGAUUAACUAUUUCCUUGUCUGAUUCAUCAAGCACAACUCAAUAAUUAACUCAGUGCAUUUACUGAUCAGUGAGGUUUUAUGUGUUAUGUAAUAAAGUAUCUCAGAUGCCCAGAAAGGCUGUGCUGUCUGUCCUCAGAGAGUUUCAAGGCCCAAGUGGAUAAUGCCCUGAGUAACCUGGUCUGGCCUCACUGGGGACCCUGCUUUGAGCCCAAGACUGGACUGGAGGCAUUCUGAACCUGAAUUAGUCUGUGAUUCUGGGACCUGUUUCUUCCCAGUAAUAAACAAAAGAAAAGUCCCAAUAUCUGGGUAGCAUCAAAAUGAUAUUCUGUAGAAAGUUGCAGAUAUACUGCUAAAGGUGGGUAAAUCCUUAGGCCAUUUGAAUAUUUAGAUCUCUAGAACUUUUAUAUCUGCUGUGUGCAAAUUCUGCCUACCACACAUUUGGCUGGAUCCAGGGCACAAACCUUUUAUUUAUUUAGAAUAAAUCUAGCAACUAAAGAGCUCUACAGCAUGUUCCCUACCCCUGCUAAAUCCCACUCCCCCACAGUUCUUAGCACUGUAGAGGCACGUAAACAUACAAAUAUUUUACAAGCAUUUUCUUUAGAACUCCAAACAAAAUACUGGUUUGGGUUUAUUUGUGUGUUUUUCCCAAGUAAAACAAACUACACUUAUGGCCAGGAGCUCAAAUGUGUCUUUCUGACCCACCGGCUCUGAAAUGGUGAAGAAUGUAGUUCAUAAAGCACCAAGUCACACCGUAGCUGCUGUGGGUGGCAUGAAAGCAACAAGGAAAUGAUUAUAUUUCCAUAACAGCUGAAGACUUUAGUUAAAGCCUGAGCAAUGGGAAAUCUCUGGCAUGUUGCUUCAUUCCUCAUUCAUUUUUGCAUGGAAGGUGUCUGACCUUUCUGUAGAAGUGGCAUUUCUGAAGAUCAGGGGCUAGCUGAAGAAUUUAUGAAUAUGUUGUCAUGUUUGGAAUUGGAAAUCCUUUUCUUCCUUUCAAAAUGCCAGUAAUAUUUCUGACAUGACUAUGAUGCAGAUGCUAUUGUUGGGAAUAGCAAUACAAUUGUUGCAAGGUUUUUUUUAUUUUUGUUAUUGUAAGUUAUAUGGUUUGUUAUUUGUUUCCCACUAAAUAUAUCACAGGGCCAGAGAAUGCUCUCAAAACACCAUUAUAAUCCUUGAUGCAGCUUGAAAAAGUAGAAGUAAAGGUAUAUAAUUCUUCUCUGUGUCUGCCCAAGGAAGGAACAAGGUUCCAAAUCUGCAGCAAGGUGUGAGCAGCUGGUGCUGGAUUCUCUGCUCUGUGCGCAGCACUGAGGCAGCUGAAGCCUGCCUGGGUGAGGGAGGGGUGAACCAACAAACAGCCUGACAAAGCCGCAGACUGCGUUUUCUCCUCCAGCCAAAGGCCUGACAAAGCCACAGACUGCGUUUCCCCCUCCCUAAACUUUCAUGGGAUCAACAGAGUAGAGGUUCCAUUGCUACAACCGAUAAAUAUGCUGUUCUGCUUAGUUCUAAAACCUAUUUCUUUCUGCCCAUCUCCACUGCUUUUACAAAGUUCCAGUGUGUCUUAAAAGCCCUUGUUAUUAUUUGCAUUCCUACCUGGCUUCAGAAAGUUCAGAAAACCCUUUGAGACUCUAUUCUGCCGUGAUGGUGACUCCAAAAAUGCUUCUAAAACCCAGAAGUUUUAUUUAACCUUUGAUAAAGGUGUAAGGUAAAAGUGUUACUUCUGGGCCCAAAACUUUUAGCACUGUUUCAUAAGAGCAAAUGGAGAAAGUAUCAAGGCUUGGACAAGGAUUUGGUCUAGUUCCAUUGCUGGUCUCUAGCCCAGAGUGCUAAAUGCUCUGAGCCUUUGAACCUUUACAUCUUUAAUAUACAGGAUAUGCACAAUAAUACUUCAUUCAUAAAUACUUUUGAAAGUUAAGGACAAAAAAUUGCUGCAGAAGUCUUAGAUCAUUAUAUAAUAAAGAUCCUGGAUGGUUAUAUAAUAAGGACUUGGAGACAGUCACUGAGUUACCACACACUAAGGAGUUCAUCUGUCCUCUGGCUUUGCUUUAAGUUAUUUGAAGUGGUGAGAGUUGCAGUAUGCAUUAUCAAUGUCUGGAAGUACCUCCAAAAACUUUGAGUUUUCUAUUUGAUGUACCUACAGAAGACAUUACAGAACUGACCAUUUUUCAGUGGAUGUGUCAGUCUCUUUUCCCAGGUAACAAGUGAAAGGACAAGAGGAGAUGUUCUCAAGGGGAGGUUUAGACUGACUGGAAAAAUUCCUUCACCUAAAGGGUUACCAGGCGUUGGAACAGCCUGCCCAGGGAAAUGGUUGAGUCACCACCCUGGAGGAAUUUAAAAGAUGCAUAGAUGUGGCACAUAGGGAUGUGGUUUAGUGCUGGACUUGGCAGUGCUGAUUUAAUGGCUGCACUCAAGGGUCUUUUCCAACCUGAAUGAUUCUAUGAUUUUAGCUAAAGGCCAGAACAAUUUUUAGAGGAAAUAUUUUGCCAUGUAUUUUGUUGCUUACCUUAAGUUGCUAUUAUUUGUAAACUUUCAGGGCAGAAGCCUCUCACUGUCUGUGGUACCGUGUUGGGAAGGAGGUAUUAAUCUCUGCACGAGCUGGGAUUCUGGGAACAGUGCUUGCAUUGAGACUUUGAUGUUUCUAAAGCAGGUCCUGUUUUGGGGUUUUUCAUGUGCAAUCCUUAGAAGCCUGGUUCCUGCUCAGGAUACAAAUAAUGACAAAUUGUCUGAAUGUGAAAAAAAAAAACUCUG
This is a messenger RNA of Zonotrichia albicollis (white-throated sparrow), 13069 nucleotides long. It is a transcript of the gene ADRA2C, whose product is annotated as adrenoceptor alpha 2C. Gene Ontology annotation, molecular function: epinephrine binding; alpha2-adrenergic receptor activity. Gene Ontology annotation, biological process: platelet activation; regulation of smooth muscle contraction; regulation of vasoconstriction. Gene Ontology annotation, cellular component: plasma membrane. The record is from RefSeq and is a predicted model, not a curated record. Lineage: Eukaryota; Metazoa; Chordata; Aves; Passeriformes; Passerellidae.